AUGCCUGCUCCUCGUCGUUCUGCUCGUGUCGCUUCUCGCGAAGAGCCUGUUGCCAAAAAGCCUAAAACUGAAGAGCCUGUGGAGGAGUCCGUUGAGAAAACUGGUGGCUCCGAAUUGGAAGUGGGCGAUGAACUUCCUUCGUUGACGCUCUUGGACGAGAAGGAGAAUGAAGUGGACGUGGCAAAAGUAGCUAAGGAGUCAAAGUACUUGGUGAUCUUCGCUUACCCCAAAGCCCUGACCCCUGGUUGUACUAGACAGGCGUGUGGGUUUCAGAGGUCAUACCAAGACUUUGUCGACCGCAAUACAAAGGUCUUUGGCUUGUCCACAGACAGCCCCAAGGCCCAACAGAACUUUGUUUCCAAGCAGGGUUUGAAGUACCCGUUGUUGUCUGAUCCAAAGAGAGAGUUAAUUGGUCUUUUGGGCGCUAAGAAAUCGCCUUCGGGAACCAAGAGAUCUCACUGGAUCUUUGUUGACGGCAAGCUUGCCGUAAAGAAGGUGCAGGUUUCACCGGAGGAUUCGUUUACCACGGCAAUGAAGGACAUUGAAAAGUUCGUCGCAGAGAACGGCGGUAAGAAGGAUGAAGGUGAGCCAAAGAAGGAAGAUGGAGAGGACGCCACUGAAUCGAAAGAGGAACCCAAGGAGGAACCUGAGGAGGAACCAAAGGAAGAAUCCAAGGAAGAGCCAAAGGAAGAUGCCUCAGAAGCCACUUCAAAGGAGUCUGAGACGAAGGACGAAGAAAAAUAG
Messenger RNA from Candidozyma auris, 744 nucleotides. RefSeq names its product thioredoxin peroxidase DOT5 (gene DOT5). The transcript has a single exon. The coding region runs from base 1 to 744 and encodes 247 amino acids. The record is from RefSeq and is a predicted model, not a curated record. NCBI's taxonomy places the organism in Eukaryota, Fungi, Ascomycota, Pichiomycetes, Serinales, Metschnikowiaceae. Gene Ontology annotation, biological process: cell redox homeostasis; cellular response to oxidative stress. Gene Ontology annotation, cellular component: cytoplasm. Gene Ontology annotation, molecular function: thioredoxin peroxidase activity.